Pteronotus mesoamericanus is the source of this 1494-nucleotide messenger RNA. It is a transcript of the gene FAM204A, whose product is annotated as family with sequence similarity 204 member A. The transcript has 8 exons. The coding region runs from base 82 to 783 and encodes 233 amino acids. The record is from RefSeq and is a predicted model, not a curated record. NCBI's taxonomy places the organism in Eukaryota, Metazoa, Chordata, Mammalia, Chiroptera, Mormoopidae.
GAGUUCCGGGUUGCGCGGCCAACCAGGAAAAGGUGUACCUUUGUAGAGCCACCCUCUUGCAGCCUUGAGCCUUAAGAAAAGAUGUGGAGUGGGCUGCUACCUCCUGGCCUAAAUGAAAGUGAUGUUGAGUUGAGUUCUGAAGAUGAAGACACAUUAGAGAACUCUGGACUGAACUUACAGGAAGAUAAAGAAGAUGGGACCAUUACAAACGCAGAGAUCUCAGACUUCCCUGCAGAUGGACCAAAAACUGAAGCAGAGGCAAAUACAAAUGCGUAUGAAGCGUGUCCUUCUGGAAUUCCCUUGCAUGUGUGGAAUAAAUUUCAAGAAUUGCAUAAAAAACACUCUGAACAGAAAAUUUCAACUUCAAGAUUCAGAAGGAAAAAGAGAAAACGCUCCAAAAAAGGUAAAUUGAAGAAUGAAGAAAAAUCUCAUAGUGAACAGUCCUCAAGUGAAGCCCAGUGGAAGGAACUUACCCAGUAUUUUGGAGUCAAUGACAGGUUUGAACCCCCUGUGAAAAAGAAAAAAAUUGAGAAGUCGGGCCUUGAAAAGAGCAUCGACCAGGCUGUGGAGGAGUGGAAUAUUGAGAAGGCUGAGGAACUCAGCAACCAGCUGGCCACCCGAGAGCUUGGUGUAAAAAUUGCCAAAGCCAUUGCCUGCCAUAACUUUGUAAAAGCCAAAAAGGAAGCUGAAAAUUCACAGGUUGCUCGAAAAAAGAAGAAACUUGCGUGGGGAUUUGAAGCAAAGAAGAGAUGGGAAACCAAAAGCAACAUGGGAUACAUGUAACUCGCCAAGGUCCUUCAAGACAUUGUGUCUUUUCUUGAGUUUUUACUUGAGUCUUCAAUUGCUCAAUCGACUGAAAUCCCUGCUUAUGUUAAAUACGUCAGAAAAUUGGUAGAAGUAGAAAAAUAAGCAUAAAAUUUGGGGGUUGAUUAUCAGUCUUUUUCUAAAGAGUAUUCUAUUGAAAGGAAUGAAAUGGAGUGUUCUGUUACUUGUACAGGGAAUCUAAGCGUACAUACAGGAAAAAAGGUCGGGGUUUAUUUAUUUACAGGACCUACAGUAUAAAAUCGAUUUUGCUUUUCAUCCAUCUGGUGUAGCAUAGCCAAUGAGCUCCUUGCGCGUUCUUAUCUGUACUCAGUGUAACGGCACGUACUCUGGAAUUGUGUUUUUUAAGAUUGGCGUUUGUUUAUAAUGGAUUGGUCAUAAAUGUAAGAAAGUCUCGACAUUGUUUUACAAAUGACUCUAUCUUAAUGUUUUAAACGUAAUUAUUGGUUCUUUAUUGGAUGCUGUAGAGUUGAUACCUGACAGUCACAUAAUAAAAGCAAUUGGUUAGCUUUAGUGUAACUUCAGAUAAAAUACUGCAAUAAAAAAUAAAAGGACAGAAUGUAGUGUUUGGAGGAUGAUUUAAAUUCAGCUCUGCCUGGAAAUGUCUUCCUAAAUAUCUCUCUGAACCAUGCCAUUCCUUAAAUUAUGAGAUGAUUCUUAGGAGAGAAAAUG